AGGAACGUCAGCUGACUUUUUUUAUUUUGAAGGCACUUGAAGCGCCCGCUCCGGGACCUUGGGAAGCCGGCGGAGCAGCAGUAGCACGAUUACACAAAGCGAAUUUAAUUGAACAGCUCCAGUUCUGCUUCUCUAUUUAAUGACUACCACUUCCUAUGUAAAUAAAAGAAUGUGGAAGAAGAUAAGUUUCUUUGGGUUCUUAGCCCUCUGUUUCUUUUAUGAACCAUGCAAUGGUUUUCUCCAUAAAAUGUUUAAAAACAUCAAAGUUACAACAGUCGGAGGACCAGAUCCCGGAAAGCCUUUAUUUCUCACACCUUACUUGGAGGCUGGAAAGAUUGAUGAAGCAAAGGAACUCAGCCUAGUAGGACCACUCCCUGGAGUCAAUGUGAAAAGUUAUGCCGGAUACCUCACAGUUAAUAAGACUUACAACAGCAACCUUUUCUUUUGGUUCUUUCCUGCACAGAUCACUCCAGAAAUUGCACCAGUUUUGCUAUGGCUGCAAGGUGGUCCUGGAGGAACAUCAAUGUUUGGGCUUUUUGUGGAAAAUGGACCUUACCUUGUAUAUCCAAACCUCACAGUGGGUGAAAAGAAGUUUGCAUGGACCACAAAAUAUUCUGUACUCUACAUUGAUAACCCGGUUGGCACUGGAUUCAGUUUCACUGAAGACGACCAAGGAUUUGCCCGCAACCAAGAUGAUGUAGGAAGGGACUUAUACAGUGCACUUACUCAGUUCUUUCAAAUAUUCUAUGAAUACCAGAAAAAUGACUUCUACGCAACUGGAGAGUCUUAUGCAGGAAAAUAUAUCCCAGCAAUUGGUUAUUAUAUCCACCAAAACAACCCAUCAGCUAAAAUCAAAAUCAACUUCAAGGGGAUUGCAAUUGGAGAUGGACUCUGUGAUCCUGAAAUUAUGCUGGGAGGAUAUGCAGAGUUCAUGUAUCAGACGGGCAUUGUAGAUGAGAAGCAAAAAGAGUUUGUCAAGCAGCAAACUGAUCUGGGAGUGAUGUACAUCCAACAGAAAAAAUGGGUCAAAGCCUUUGAAGUUUUUGAUCUAUUGUUAAAUGGAGACCUUUCCCAGUAUCCAUCAUUUUACCAGAAUGUUACUGGCUGUACAAACUACUUCAACUUUCUUCAGUGUCAGGAACCAAAAGAUCAGGAACUGUUUGGCAAGUUUUUAUCAUUGCCUGAAGUGAGGAAAAGCAUUCAUGUGGGCAAUUUGAUUUUCCAUGAUGGAUCUGAAGUAGAAAAACAUUUAUUGGAGGAUGUAAUGAAAACCAUUAAACCAUGGUUAACUAUUCUAAUGGAUAAUUAUCGGGUACUACUUUACAGUGGACAGCUUGAUGUUAUAGUAGCCGCCCCACUGACCGAAAGAUUUCUGCCAACGGUCCCAUGGUCCAAAGUGGAGGAGUACAAAAAAGCAGAUCGAUUCUACUGGAAAGUCAAUUCAGAAGACACUGAAGUGGCAGGUUAUGUUCGACAAGUGGGCAGUUUCUAUCAGGUCAUCGUACGUGGUGGUGGGCAUAUUUUGCCUUAUGAUCAACCAGAAAGAACCUUUGACAUGCUGAAUAAAUUUAUUUCAGAAGCAAGCUGGUAAAAGAUAUACACUGGAGUUCUAGUUAAAACAGAAAAAAGUUUAAUUUCUUUAUUUUAGUUAUUACAUUAGUUUCAUUUUGUAUUAAGCAAUAAAAUUAAGAGAAUACAUAAUGAAUGUAAUAAUGCAGUUGUAUAUGUGACCACUGUUAAAUAACACAACAUAAUAAAUGCCUACAAAGACCUUUAUCUUUCAUAAAAUUA
This is a messenger RNA of Polypterus senegalus (gray bichir), 1791 nucleotides long. RefSeq names its product carboxypeptidase vitellogenic like (gene cpvl). Gene Ontology annotation, molecular function: serine-type carboxypeptidase activity. Gene Ontology annotation, biological process: proteolysis. The transcript has 14 exons. NCBI's taxonomy places the organism in Eukaryota, Metazoa, Chordata, Cladistia, Polypteriformes, Polypteridae. The record is from RefSeq and is a predicted model, not a curated record. Bases 140 to 1591 code for a protein of 483 amino acids.